Molecule: messenger RNA, 2376 nt
Organism: Anoplopoma fimbria (sablefish)
Lineage: Eukaryota; Metazoa; Chordata; Actinopteri; Perciformes; Anoplopomatidae
Gene: plcd3b
Product: phospholipase C, delta 3b
Exons: 16
Coding region: 1-2376 (791 amino acids)
Biological process (GO): intracellular signal transduction; lipid metabolic process
Molecular function (GO): phosphatidylinositol-4,5-bisphosphate phospholipase C activity; calcium ion binding
Source: RefSeq, a predicted model, not a curated record
AUGUUGGGCAACAGAAAGACAGCAGCAGCGUCGGCGGUGAAGAACGGAGCCGGGACGUCCGAGUCAAAGGCCAUCGACCCCCUGAGGAGUCUGGGAGUGCAGGAGAAUGAAGAUGUGAAGCGGAUGUUGCAGGGUUCCAGUAUGAUAAAGGUCCGCUCGCCUCGCUGGCAGAAGAGACGAACUCUAAAGCUGCUGGGAGACGGCGUCACUAUCUGGUGCCAGUCCCACAAAACCUCCAGCUGGGCCAAGGAGCAGCAGUCCUUCUCCGUCAUGGAGGUGGAGUGCGUUCGCGAGGGUUGCCAGUCCGAGAUGUUGCGACAGAUGUUGGGCCCAGUCCCUGAGCAGCGGUGUUUGACGGUGGUCUUCAAAGGGCCCCGCAAGAGCCUGGAUCUCCUGUGCCAGAGCCAGGAGGAGGCUGGGCAUUGGGUCCGCGGGAUCCGGACCCUGCAGGAGAGGGUGGAAAACAUGACUCAGAAGGAGAAACUUGACCACUGGAUUCAUGGUUACCUGAGUCGGGCCGACCAGAACCACGAUGAUAAGAUGAGCUACGAGGAGGUCCAGACGCUGCUGCAGAUGAUCAAUAUUGACCUGAGUGACCAGUAUGCCCGUAGCCUCUUCCAGAAAUGUGACCAGUCGGCCGACGGUCGUCUGGACCACGGAGAGAUCGAGGUGUUCUGCAGGGAGUUGUUACGGAGACCAGAGCUGGACGCAGUGUUCAUCCGCUACUCCGCCAACGACUGCGUGCUCUCCACUGUGGACCUGAGGGACUUCUUGAAGGACCAGGGGGAGGACGCUUCACUCAUCCACGCCCAAAGCCUCAUCCUCACCUACGAACUCAAUGAGUGGGCCCAGAAGAACCAAUUCAUGACCCCUAAUGGUUUCACCAUGUACAUGCUGUCUAAGGAGAACUGUGUGUUUAACCCGGAACAUGCCAGGGUUUACCAAGACAUGAAACACCCACUGGCCCACUACUUCAUCUCCUCCUCCCACAACACCUACCUCACUAAGGACCAGCUGACCGGGGACAGCAGCACGGAGCCAUACAUCAGAGCCUUGAAGCAUGGCUGCCGCUGUGUGGAGCUGGACUGUUGGGAUGGGGAUAAAGGAGAGCCGGUCCUCUAUCACGGACACACACUCACCUCCAAAGUGCCCUUUGUUGAAGUCAUUGAGACUAUCAACGACUACGCUUUUAAGGCAUCUCCCUACCCUCUGAUCCUUUCCCUGGAGAACCACUGCUCCGUGGAGCAGCAGACGGUGAUGGCCCGACACCUGCGAUCCAUCCUGGGAGACAAGCUGCUCACCAAGCCCCUCGACGGAUUGGACCCUCACAAGCUGCCUUCUCCAGAGGAUCUGAAGGGUAAGAUCCUUGUGAAGGGGAAGAAGGAACACCCAGUGGAGGAGCAUUCGUCCAGCUCUUCAGACCUCAGCUCCUCUGAAGAGGAGGCGAGCCGCGCCGAAGGCAAACCCGGGAAAAAGACAGAGGACAAGAAGCCAGGUGUGUCGAAGCUGAGUCCAGAGCUGUCAGAGCUGGUGGUGUACACCUGCAGCGUUCCCUUCAAAAACUUUGAGCAAGCAGCAAAAAGCCCAGCAACUGACAUGUCCUCUUUCUCUGAGAGUGAAGCACUCAGACACGUGAAGGAUUCAGGGAUGUAUUUUGUCCGUCACAACAGCCACCAGCUGAGCAGGAUUUACCCUUCGGGCCAGCGCCUCCAGUCCUCCAACUACAACCCUCAGGAGAUGUGGAACGGAGGCUGCCAAAUUGUUGCUUUGAAUUUUCAGACACAUGGUGAGCAGAUGGACCUCAACCAAGGCAGGUUCCUGCAGAACAGUCAGUGUGGGUACAUGUUGAAGCCCCCCUUCAUGUGCCAGCCUGACACCACCUUCAACCCAGAGAAUGUUGGUGGAGGUCCUGGACACAGACCUGUCCUGCUCACUGUUCAGGUCCUUUCAGCUCAGCAGUUGCCCAAACCAGAAUGGGACAAACCCAGCUCAAUUGUGGACCCUCAGGUGUGGGUGGAGAUACAUGGUGUACCCAUAGACAACAAUAAGAAGAAAACUCCCUAUGUGGACAACAAUGGCUUUAACCCACGAUGGGACUGUACCUUCAACUUUACCGUCCAUGUCCCUGACCUGGCACUGGUUCGCUUCAUGGUGGAGGACCAUGACUACACCUCAAGCAAUGACUUCCUAGGACAGUUCACCCUGCCUUUUACGAGUCUCCGCACAGGUUAUCGUCACGUCCGACUGCUCAAGCUGGAUGGCUCCAGCCUCUCGCCCUCCUCCCUCUUUAUUCAUCUCAAGGUCACCCAAUGUCAGAGCAGUCCAUCAAAAUCAUCAGCUAAGUCACCAGCCAAGUCUUCAGCCAAGAAACCCUGA